This is a messenger RNA of Mytilus trossulus (common blue mussel), 1679 nucleotides long. RefSeq names its product thyrotropin-releasing hormone receptor-like. Gene Ontology annotation, molecular function: G protein-coupled receptor activity. The record is from RefSeq and is a predicted model, not a curated record. Gene Ontology annotation, biological process: G protein-coupled receptor signaling pathway. The transcript has 2 exons. The coding region runs from base 397 to 1446 and encodes 349 amino acids. NCBI's taxonomy places the organism in Eukaryota, Metazoa, Mollusca, Bivalvia, Mytilida, Mytilidae. Gene Ontology annotation, cellular component: plasma membrane.
UAUUAGACUAUCUUCUCACUUUUUCGAAAGUCUUUUACACACAAGAUUUGUUUAUACCUGUCUAUAUCACCUUGGUGUACAUAUGGCAAUAUAAAAUUAAUGAUUCAACCAACAGUUUUCCAUAAAGUUGGACAAUGAAAAUGAAAUAGUAAGGCCAAAGCACAAGAAUGUCGUGUUUGCAGUUUUUAUCGCACUAGAAAAAAAACAACAGGAAAUCAACCAUCCAAAUCAAAAUGAAGCAGGAUACAACCUACGAAAUGAAUUCCACUAGCAGGAGAUAAACACCAUGAAUAUAGUCAUCACGCAAGAUACUAAAGUUGGUUUUUACAUCAAUUUGAAGUCUCUCGUCCAUUUUCGGAAUUCCGUAGAUCUAUAGUGUUUAGAUCGGGAUUUAAGAUGGAAAUAGACAACAGUGAAGGAUUUCGGGCUUUGAAAGUUUCGAAUGAAACAGACUACGGUAUGGCGACGCUUAUAGAUACAUAUUAUGCGGAUUUACUUUGGAUAUAUUUUUCACCGUGUGUAAUACUUUUAGGAAUGAUUUCAUCAACUUUGUCCAUAAGAGUAUUAUUAAGAAGAACUAUGAGACGUUCUACAACCAUGUUUUACCUAACAGUAUUAUCAUUUGGAGAUAUUCUUGUGGUCAACACAGGACUUUUACGCCGAUGGAUACGAUAUGCUUUUGAAAUUGACAUUCGAACAUUUGGUCCCCUCAGUUGUAAAAUCCACGUUUUUAUGACCUAUUUUUCACUCCAGUUUACGGCAUGGAUUUUGGUUGCCGUGACCAUCGACAGGUGUAUUUCAGUAAAACUUCCAUUAAGAGCAGUCUAUUAUUGUACAAUGCGCCGAAGUCGUUUUGUUGUUGUUUUUAUCACCUUUCUUUUGAUCAUGGUUAAUGGACAUUUACUAUUCACUACCGAUUUUCAAGACGGAAUAUGUCAAUUUAACUCAUUUUCCACGAUCGCUUGGCCUUUUAUGGACUUAGCGUUAUAUUGUUUUUUCCCGUUUAGUAUAAUGCUGAUAUGCAAUGUUAUUAUUAUUCGGACAAUCAUCAAAUCAUUCGAGCGGUUUGUAACUAUCAAAGAAAAAACAUCGCCUAAGAAUUUGUCAAAUGAAGCAAAUGCCAGACGGCAACGCAAUCGAAAUUCGAAUAUGACGGCCAUGUUACUUGCAGUGAAUAUAUCCUUCCUCGUUUGUACACUUCCAGUUUCAGUGUAUUACAUCUGUGAGGAGUUUUUCAUGGACGCAGACCCAUCACUUAUGAAUCUUCUUGAAACAAUUUCAAGCUUAUUGAUGUAUAUGAACAAUGCUAUUAGUUUCUUUCUAUACUGUCUUAGUGGGACAAAAUUUAGAAGAGAAUUAUUGAAAAUGUUUAAACGAACAACAAAAGAAAAGACAAGAGCGAGAAAUUAUUCAAUAGAAAGCAUCUCUUCUAUUGUGGAUUCGUAAUAUCAAAUCAUUUUAUCAAUCAUAAUUGACAGUUUUAUUUUUAUGUGUAUUUAUAUUUGCAGAUAUGUAUACUUUUAUUUACAGAUUUACGUCAAAUUAUAAAAGUAAUGGAUAUGGGAAAAAUAUCAUAACAAAUAUAUGUGCCUUAGUUUUAUAAGGAAUCAAAUAUAUAAUAAAUGGCCAAGUAUCAGCUGAUAUUGCAGCACUGAUAACUGAGUUAUGUCAAAUUAAAA